UCCGCACAAAGCGUCGUCGCCCGGCGCUGUUGGGCUCUUGCUCACUCCUAUUCUGCCCCCGCUCUGGACAACUCCCUCCUUUUCCUCGCCAGAGCCUCACACGCCCCCCGACCCUGCGUCUCCUCGGGCCCGCCCUCAUGCUCUCGACCGCACCCACCAAGAAGGCUGCCCCGAUCUCCAAGCAUGAUCAGAUCGUCAUCUGCGCCGGCAACGUAGAAAACUGGAACUAUACCAUCUCCUACUGUCAUUCCCUGACCUCUACCAACCCGAAGCUUGUGGCUUCCCGGGUGCUGCCGUUUGUGCUGGGCGCAAGACUCUGUAUAGAUGAGGAAGAUACCGUAACAGACUUCAAAGUCUUUGAUCGCAUCUGGGGCUGGCCAGGCGGCCAUUCCUUCCUUGGGGCCGACACAACACCCAUCGACAGGGCUUACCGGUGGUAUAAGAGCGAGAUUGGGAAUAACAAAUGGCUCAUGUCGCUCGACGAAUUCGAGCAUCACGUCGAGAACUGCUGCACCUCAAAGUUGGACAACGAGCCGCUAAACUGUGACUAUGACACCACAAUGGAGAGCGAAGCCAACGUAAAGCUGGUAGAGUGGAAGGUGUGGAAGCAUGAGAUUGGCGAGGACGGCAUCAACGGCGCACAUGUCCUCAUAAAAAAGAAGCUCUAUGCAGACCACGACCACCCCUUCAUCAGCAGAUCCCUCGCCGACUCGUUCAUCGCCUCUCUGGUAGCCGGUGAGAACUCGGACAACGAGGAAUUCCUGACCGAGUGGGAGGUGAUCGAUUCGGACGAAGAAGACGCCGACAUCGACAUCGACAACGACAUCGACGACGACGAUGACGAGCUUCCAGGCUGCGGUUUGCUGGACCACAGCAAGAUUGUCCUCGAACCCGUCGAUAUCGACAAGGAUUCCGCCAACCUGCUCUCCCAGGACUCUACCGUGCGGCAACUCGCGAAGCUGGUGACUUCUGAAGCCAACGGGGCCGGCCCGCUCAGCGCUGGUAGCUCGGUAAACGAAAACGGACUCUUGCCAAACGGAACCAACCCAACCAAGCACGCGAGCCCAGAUGAUACCGAAUCGAUUGCGAGCCUGCCUCGGACUCUCGCAAAGAACACAGCCUAUCCCACGCCUAUUUAUUCCACGAGGAAGCGCUCCAGUAUUGGUUCGCGCACGCCUAUUAGAAAAUCGCCACACACAUUCAAGCGUCGUCGCUCGUCAGGAAUCAACGGCGUCCCGACGCCAAAGUCAUCAUGCCGGUUAGUCCCUCAGGAAGAUCCGGAUCCGCGGAACCCAUUCAACUGCUGACGAGCCUGCUGAGCUCUGUCUGCAGAGUCGCCCAAUGGCCUCAUCUGUGCUUUUGGCCCCCACCCCUUCCCUCCAUCUCUCCGCUGCCGAUUGAAUACACGGUCCUUUCGAGAAACACAUCACAUCCCGAUAGAAUCACGCACGAGCCGUCCGUUCUCUUGCAGAUCCAAAAACGCAUCUGUGGGCCAAUCGAUGGCGACGGCUUGUAAUUACAACCGACGGCUUGCAGUUAUAGCCGGUGGCGACCAUACCAAAACAUCGCAUGGCUCGGCUUUCCCAGAAAGUCUCUCUGGACCGCUAUCACUACCAUCAUCUUCGUUGCCAUCGCUGGUUGCUCAUCGUAUGCGCGUAGCCCCCCAAAAG
Polychytrium aggregatum is the source of this 1670-nucleotide messenger RNA. RefSeq lists its product as uncharacterized. The transcript has 6 exons. The coding region runs from base 138 to 1307 and encodes 389 amino acids. NCBI's taxonomy places the organism in Eukaryota, Fungi, Chytridiomycota, Chytridiomycetes, Polychytriales. The record is from RefSeq and is a predicted model, not a curated record.